Molecule: messenger RNA, 5697 nt
Organism: Branchiostoma floridae (Florida lancelet)
Lineage: Eukaryota; Metazoa; Chordata; Leptocardii; Amphioxiformes; Branchiostomatidae
Product: KAT8 regulatory NSL complex subunit 1-like
Exons: 10
Coding region: 811-4392 (1193 amino acids)
Cellular component (GO): NSL complex
Molecular function (GO): histone acetyltransferase binding
Source: RefSeq, a predicted model, not a curated record
CGUUUUCCGGGGGGAGGUUGACACAGACUGGAACGCCCAAAAUUAAAUCACCCCGACCAAUCAGGCAUUAGCGCGUAUAGGGGGCUCUGGGUAUUGACGCAAUUGCUUAUAAAUUGGGAGCGCAGACAUUUUUUGUUGUGAGGUCUUCUCCACCUCGGGAUGUCCGCCAUUAUCGCUACCGAUCUCUCUCUGACAAGUUUUCUCUAAAGACUUCCUGAGAUUCCUCACAAAAACAUCGUCGCGAGGAAGACAACGACCCAAGCUACAACCUCCCGAAGUUUUAGGAGAUUACGACGAUUUUGAGGUGGAGAAAUCGUCGCCGAAAGUUGGUGUGAACUGGGUGGUUCCACUGGGCCAGAGCGGUGUGUUUGUGCGAGGAGACGUGGCCCCUGGUCACGUGGUCAGGGUACAAUUUUAUUUUUUUCUGCGUCAAAUCUGGGAAAUUGUGGCCCUUGCUUCGUGGGAUUUUCCUGUGGAAGACCCAACCUUUCCAUCGCCGGUGCAUGAGGAGUGGAAGAGAGUCUGAGAGGUGAGCUAGAUCGACCAGAAGUUACCGGUUGGCGGCCGGGAAAUUAAAAAUUGGACGACAUCAAAACGUCGGUCACGUGCUUGGGGCGAAUUUUUUGGGGGGAGUGAAGUGGAAGAGUUCAACAUUACGGUGGGAAGGCGGGCUCUUGUGGCGGCCUGCGAGCCACGACAGCCAACAUUUCGGGCCUGACAGCAUUUCUUGUGCUUCUUGCAGCCUCACAGAAGCGUGUCGAUGCUGAGGGUAGCCGGCUCCCAGCGCCGUUGCCGCUGAGCCCGAGCUGCAUGGCUGCGAUGGCCCCGGCGCUCACCGAAGCUCCCGCCGCGACUCAGCCCGGGCCCCGCGGCCUCAAACCGGGGGCUGAUCCCGACAGUAGCGCCGAGCUCACCCGCUUGGACACCAAGCACGGUCCUGUGGAUGAGCUAGCCAGCCUGGAUUCACCGAGAGUAAACGGAGAACCCGACGGCGACAGGGCGUCCCUGCCCGCGAGGACGACUCUCCCUCCCUUCGUCAGCAAGGAGCUCAUCCAUCGGGGCUUGUCAGACAGCACAGCUCCGAGUUUACCAGUAGGACUGAAACUAAACUCAACCAAUUCCAUGAUCCUGAAGGGAAAACCUCUGAAUACGCCUCCGAUUUCCGACCAAAAAUCUGCGAUCUGUUCAGGUCCAGCCAUGAGUGUCGCAAACUCCAACACGUCUCCAUCCCAAAGUCCGUUGACACAAACCACGUGCAACAACGAGUCAGGAAGUCCAGCUAACGACAGUAGUAGUCACAAAACGGAAAAUUCCACCUCUACAAAUCAGGAAAGUAGUUCGCAAAAAGCAGAAAAUAGCAGAUCUGAUCAUACAGAAGACCCAGUUAAGGAAGACCCUACCAGUAGUAAUAGUAAGUGUGAGUGUAGCUGUGAAGAUGUAGCAAAAUGUAGUAGUACUAGUAGUAACAGUAGUCAGAAUGACACAACAAGCAAGUGCACAUGUGGGAAACAACAACAACAACAUCCAUCCCAGGGUUUGAACCUAGAACUAAGGGAAGCUAUAUUCACGGGUAGACUUUCCGACGUAGAAGAUCGACAAUUCGCGUUGCAGCGACGGUCGGAACGGCUAGAGCGACGACUUCGAAAACUCCAGUGUAGGCAAGCUGCUUCGCAUAGCAAGGUGCAGUUAGGAGCUUUCUUAGACCAAGCCUUGCCGCCGCAGUUGGAUUCAUCCAAAGUGGAGGUGAAAUCGGAGAUAGACCAGGUCAGUUUGGCAGGUAGCAGUCAGGUCGGAGCGGGGGAUAGUACGCCGCCGCCACAGCCUCAUCGCAGCGCCUCGCUUUUAGCUCAGCGUCUCCUAGCAACAAGAACGCCUCCGUUCGAGGGUCAGAGUCCCGGCAGCGAGGGGUCGUGGCGAAGGAAACUGUCGGGAGAAGUAAGUGACGUUACCGGCCGUCUUCAGACGAAUCUGAAGCACCUAGAGAGAUGUAUCGACUCAGACGCAACCGAGAGCAGCUCAGGUGGAGAGAGUGAGGAGGAGGAUGCGGUUGCCGAUAGCAACGCAGUACUGCACGAUUUUCCUCUGCACAAGUGUUCAACGUGGAAGUGGGCCAUGGACAGGGCGGCCAUCGCGUCGCGCUGGACAUGGUUACAGGCUCAGGUCUCGGACUUGGAGUACCGGAUCCGCCAACAGAGCGACAUCUUUCGUCAGAUCCGAGCAGCCAAGGGUCAGGUGGUUCUCGGUGACCCCGAAUCCCCGCGGGAGUUCUUUACCACCAGCAGGACAAAGCCGAACAGGAAAUUGUCGCCAAUCGAAGCCAAAAUCGCAAACCUGGAGAGAAGUAGCCAGCUGUCCCCGUGUAACAUCAGUCAGCUCCUGAGUAACGUGGAUAAGCAGGCGUCCAAGCUCACACAAUCACUGGGGAACUGCUACUCCCCUCGGACAGCCUCGCCUGUCGCUAGCACCGCUGCAGGGAGUGACAACAGUGGCGGGAACGGCGGCAGUUCCAAGAACAAGGUGCCCGCCCCGAAACCGAUGAAUGGUCUAGUGGACGGUGCGAAGUUUCAGACGGAAAGUGAGUUGUCGGAUCUAGAAGACCCUGCACACAAGAAGCUCAGGCUUGACUCGGUGAGCACGCCGCCGCCGGCCGCGAACGAUGUCACCUGUCAGUGUGCGAGGACUAGACCGGUACGGAGCUACCGGAAACGGAAGUUGUUGCGAACGUUCGGGAUGUGGCAGGUGUGUCGCAAGGCCUCGAAGUUGUCCACGGUACGGUGCGGGUGCACGCCGCCGAACACGCCGUGCGUGAUGUGCGGGGGAAGGCUGAACAACACGCAGAAAGUGGACGCCAACGUUUCGUCACAAGUCGAGAGAGUAGCACUCAUGGACCCAUCAUUCCAUCCUGUACUGUCAUUCCCACAAGACAUCCCCCUGUCGGUGCACUUCCAGUCGCUGCUGAAAACGGGAGACUGGCAAAACCGGCCGACGCCCAAACCUUCGCAAUCCAACAAGAGGUUGAAGGGUUCUCCAGUGACGCCGUCCCCCUCCCAGUACCAUCGGGCAGCCGACAACCGGGCGAGGAGAGUCAGCAAGAAACUGGCACAGAGCGCCGCCGCUGCGCUCCUCACUACUGCAAAGUUGCGAGGAAACAAGGUAGACGGUAAACAACUCUCGCGGUCGCUUUCGGGCUCGCUACCAUGCACGCCAAAACCGAACACAGCGGACAGCAACCGCCUCUGUCGGACGGACGCGCGGAAGAAGCGAGCGGCGGCCCAGCUCGCGAUCGCUGCCUUCAGCAAGAAGAACCGGUUGCGGAACCGGAGCCUGUCGCUUACGCAUGUGUCGGGGCGUGACCGGGGUUUCCACGCCACGCCCUCCCCAACCAGCUCGGACUCUCCCAACACCCCCCUGUCCUUGUCGUGUCCAGCCAACUCCCUACAGGAUAAGGCUGUGCUGAAUAAGAAGCGCCAGGGUCACAGUGCGUUUGACAUUAACAACAUCGUCAUCCCGUAUUCCAUGGCGUCAACAACCCGCGUCGAGAGGCUCAAAUACAAGGAGAUUCUCACGCCAAAGUGGAGAAAGGUAGGCAAGGCUGUGAAGGAGGAGCCUGAGACACCUGAGAAGGAGACACCUGUGGUACCCAACGGGACAGCUGAACCUGAGGAACAGGGAGAGCAGGAGGAGGAGGAAGAGGAGGAGAUCGAGGACCUUUCCGAGGAGCUCAUCUGCAUUCGUCACAACAAGUGCGAGCAUGCGGAAAAGCAGCGCUUCCUGGCCUUCGUCACCCACAAGAGCCGGUCUCGCUCCAACCGCACCAACAGCGGCACCCCGGAACCCGCCUCUCCGGACGUCAACCUCGAGUCGUCCAUGGGGACUCCCCUCAGCCUCAACAUCCCCUCCCCGCUUACCCCCGUGUCGAAGGACAGCCCGAUCAGCCCGGCCAACGUCACGCGACAGAACUCCAAAGGGCGGCGAAGCUCGACCGAGGAAGGGCCGCGGUCGGCCACGCCGUCUAUCGAAGACUUCGGCGGCUGGCUGGACCCGUGGCCGCGGCGAAAGUUCCCGCUAAACGAAGACGAGUACAACUUCCUGAUCAGUCCAAUGGCGCCACAUCCACCACCGCCGCCCGCCGCGCUCAGGCCGACAACAACAACGGUCACUCGCACGGAGACACCGCUACCGGAUGGCGAACAGGCCGCCCUGACGUUACCGGCGAUGGCUGCGGCACCGCUGAACGCAGACACGCCCCCAGCAGAGGUCAUGAUGGACACCGACGAUAGUGAGGACGACCCUGAAGAUCCGAACGAUCCGGAAUGGACGAUCGUUUCUCCCGCUCGAGCGAGAGUCAACACCACACGACCAUCCAUAGUACUGAGGCUUGCAAAAAGGUGAUAUCGCAAAAAAAAAAAAAUGACAAGAAGAAGAAAUGGAAGAAAUCGGUGUUUGCAGUAGUAGGGUUCUUUGUACAUUAUAUCAAAUGUAAUUCAUCCCACAGCAUUGAAUAGUCAGGCUUUCCCUGUAAACUAGUUCUUCAUUUUGUCAGGAUUUAAGAAAGUAAAAAAAAAACUGGGGAGGGAAUCUAAUGUACACACGGUGGAGAAGUAGACGAUACAUUGUAUAAAUGUAAAUACAUGGUGAUUUCUAGUGGGUUUUGUAAUUUACUUCUGACGGUGAAUGUGCCCCCCUCCCCACCUUACCACAGCGUGUACAUGUGUUCAACAGAGAAAUAUCCAGCAUGUUUGUUUUUUCAAAGAGUAUCAAAAGAAUUAUACCAGAUGAGCAGUAGAGAAAUAUAUGAUAAUUUGCUGAGGCGUUGGUGUUGAUGUACUAUGAGGAAAGAGAUACUGUUGUGUAUCUUACUGUGGGUUUGUGUGACGUAUUUGGUACUUGUGAGUGACUCAAGCACACCUGUAGCUCAGCGGCGCCCUCUAGCUGCAGCUUUCUUCCUUGCAGUUGCUGUAACAGUGCUCAAGACACCGAAUAUUCCAAGCAAAACUGUAGUAGAAGCGUAAGUUUUAGCGUACGAGAAAAAAUCAAUUGCUUAUGCCUCUGUGUCGCUGACUGGAAGUUAUUUUUUCUACCUGUAAAAAAAAAAAAAGAAAGAAACAAGGGGAAAAUAAUUGAUAUGAAUGUUCUGGAUUCGUGUGGCUCCUUGAGAUGCAGUAAACUGUUUUAGGUAGACUGUUUGCUGUCUUUCCACAGAGCAGGAAAGAGCAUACGCCCCUCUUCCAGCUAACAUUAUAGCGCAACAAGAUGUCUUUGUUCUAGACGAUGUUCUUGAUGCUUAUUAUACAUACAUUGAUUCUCUAAAAGCACGUUCAUCCAGACGAAAAGCCUUGUACAAAGUUGUGUAUGAACAGAAAGAAGCUGUACAUAAUACUUUUCUUCCCGUUCUCCGAGUAGAUUUAUCGACGUAGACUCUUGUUUUUUUUUGUGUAAUGCAUUUUCACCUCUUUUGUUCCUGUUCAUAUUGAUUCUUGUGGUGUAAAAAAAAAGAAGUGCGUUUUUUGGCGACACCUCGCAAGUGGAGCCAUGAAUGUCUUGACCAGCUGUAGUGGUAUGAGUUGUAAAUCUGGGAUGUUGGAGCACACUAAUCACUCUCCAGUCAGGACUGCCUUUUCUGGAUCAUGUUUAUAGCACAUAGUGCUUUAUUAAAAAGAUGCCAGGAUCAACUGGUGAUGAAAAAAUCUCCCUUAA